AUGGCCUUUAAGUUGUGGGAACGCUUCUCGCAGGCGGAUAAUGUGUUCCAGGCCCUGCGACCCCUGACGUUCAUCUCGCUUCUGGGUCUGGCUCCCUUUCGAUUGAAUCUUAAUCCUCGAAAGGAAGUGCAAACAUCAAAGUUCUCCUUCAUAGCUGGCAUAGUGCACUUCCUGUUCUUCGUUUUGUGUUUCGGUAUCUCUGUGAAGGAGGGAGAUUCCAUAAUUGGCUACUUCUUCCAAACGAAUAUUACCAAAAUCAGCGAUGGAACCUUACGGUUAACAGGCAUCUUGGCCAUGUUGACAAUAUUUGGCUUUGCCAUGUUCAAAAGACAGAGAUUGGUCAGCAUUCUCCAGAAUAACAUUGUGGUGGAUGAGAUAUUCGUGAGGCUGGGCAUGAAGUUGGACUACCGUAGGAUCCUGCUGUCCAGCCUUCUCAUAUCCUUGGGCAUGCUGCUGUUCAACGUCAUCUACUUGUGUGUCAGCUAUAGCCUGCUGGUCAGUGCCACCAUCUCGCCCUCCUUUGUGACCUUCACCGCGUUUGCCCUGCCGCACAUCAAUAUCAGUCUGAUGGUCUUCAAGUUUCUAUGCACCACGGACUUGGCCAGGAGUCGGUUUAGUAUGUUGAACGAAAUCCUUCAGGACAUCCUAGAUGCCCACAUAGAGCAAAGCAGUGCCUUGGAACUCUCCCCCAUGCAUUCGGUCGUCAAUCACAGACGCUACACCCAUCGCCUGCGAAAUCUAAUCAGCACUCCGAUGAAGCGGUACAGUGUUACCUCCGUCAUACGUCUCAACCCAGAAUACGCCAUCAAACAGGUGUCAAAUAUCCACAAUCUCCUCUGCGAUAUUUGCCAGACCAUCGAGGAGUACUUUACCUAUCCUUUGCUGGGAAUCAUAGCCAUAUCCUUCCUUUUCAUUCUCUUUGAUGACUUUUACAUUUUAGAGGCUAUUUUGAAUCCCAAGAGAUUGGAUGUUUUCGAGGCCGAUGAGUUCUUUGCCUUCUUCCUCAUGCAGCUUAUAUGGUAUAUAGUGAUUAUCGUACUCAUUGUGGAGGGAAGCAGUAGAACCAUUUUGCACAGCAGCUAUACGGCGGGCAUAGUCCACAAGAUCUUGAAUAUCACCGAUGAUCCGGAGCUUAGAGAUCGGCUGUUCCGACUCUCCUUGCAGCUGUCGCAUAGAAAGGUUUUAUUUACUGCCGCAGGAUUAUUUCGUCUAGAUCGCACUUUGAUUUUUACUAUCUCAGGCGCUGCUACUUGCUACCUCAUUAUCCUAAUCCAGUUUCGAUUCACUCAUCAUCAUAUUAUGGAUGACACUGGUUCCAAUUCAACAAAUCAGUCUCAUGCUUUCCAUCUGGGAGAUUAA
Drosophila eugracilis is the source of this 1359-nucleotide messenger RNA. It is a transcript of the gene Gr28a, whose product is annotated as putative gustatory receptor 28a. Gene Ontology annotation, cellular component: axon; dendrite; neuronal cell body. The coding region runs from base 1 to 1359 and encodes 452 amino acids. NCBI's taxonomy places the organism in Eukaryota, Metazoa, Arthropoda, Insecta, Diptera, Drosophilidae. The record is from RefSeq and is a predicted model, not a curated record. Gene Ontology annotation, biological process: sensory perception of taste. The transcript has 3 exons.